GUGGUGGCGGGCGGACGUCACGUGAUCACUCAUGUGACGAGCGAAAGUCAAAACAGGAACAAAAUGGCUGCAACUGGCGACGACGCCGCAGCAAUGGACAGCAUCUCCAGAGCUCCGGCGGCCCAGCUAGCGGCUCUGAACGCGGCUGCGAGUUCCAGCAGCCCGGCUGAAGCUCCGGAGGAGGCGGCGGAGCUACCGGCGGUCGCUCCCAAGAAGACCAGCACCAACAGUGAUGGAGGUGUGGAGACAGCAGAGGAGGCUGUGGAGCCUGCAGAGCCAGAUAUCAACGAGUUGUGCACUGACAUGUUUGAGAAGAUGGCCAUCUUCUUGCAAGGAGAACUAACAGGAACUUGUGAGGAUUACCGUCUGUUGGAGAACAUGAACAAGCUCACCAGUCUGAAGUACAUGGAAAUGAAGGACAUCAGCAUCAACAUCAGCCGUAACCUGCAGGAUCUCAACAACAAAUAUGCCAGCUUACAGCCCUACUUGGACCAGAUAAAUCAGAUCGAGGAACAGGUGUCUUCACUUGAACAGGCUGCCUACAAACUGGACGCGUACUCCAAGAAACUGGAGGCCAGAUUCAAAAAACUGGAGAAGCGAUGAGGAGGGGAAGAAGUUAUGAGAGUUAUGGACGCCUUCUCACCUUCUUUAACCCUGCUGCCUCGCCAUCCUCCUCCUCCCUGCCAGCGGAGCCAGGAGCUGCGGGGAGGAUGUGAACUGAGACUGAAACAACAAACAGUCAGAGCCACUUUGACACCUAGAAAGGACCCAGGAGGAAGCAGCUGAAGGCACAUGAAUUAGUACCGCAGUGCUCGGCUUAGAUUUAACUCCAGUAUCACCGAUUUUGGCAGCGGUCGUGCAGCCAAGAUGAACCAGAGCGUAUGGUCGGUACCCACAUACUUGUGCAGAUCAACUUUAUGAUGAAUACAUCUGCCUAAUUACUAGCAUAUCUUCACUGAGUGGUGGAAUCAGAUUAUACUAAUUCACUACUAAACAUAAAGAAACAGAUUGGCAGAGACUUGUACCAUCGGAUAUAAGAACACUUCUGUCAUAUGUAGAUAUUUACACGAUGAAGCAUGCUCAUAGAUGUGUUUUAAUAAAGUCCCAGCCUUCUUAUUCUGAUCAUUCAGGCAACCAACCUAUUGACAGAUAGUAAUAUUCCACUUAGUAAUAGUAGCCUGACAUGUACAUUGGAGUUAUUUGUUGUUACACAUGUAUUUGUCUGAGCAGUGUGAAUAUACUGAACACAAACUGGUUAAUUUAUAGAGAGAUUGCUACAAAAAAAGGUCACAAUGUAGAGCAGCUGGAAAUCACACUCUGUCUGUAGAGAGUUUAAAGUUUGCAGUUUGAUAUGAAGAAUAUUUGAUAAUGAUGAAUUAUUGUAUUCUAUCUAGAGAUUUUGACACCAACUGGAGUUUUUUUUUUUAAAUAAACCUGAUGAUGUGCAUAUC
Molecule: messenger RNA, 1451 nt
Organism: Sebastes umbrosus (honeycomb rockfish)
Lineage: Eukaryota; Metazoa; Chordata; Actinopteri; Perciformes; Sebastidae
Gene: bloc1s2
Product: biogenesis of lysosomal organelles complex-1, subunit 2
Exons: 5
Coding region: 64-603 (179 amino acids)
Biological process (GO): endosomal transport; lysosome localization
Cellular component (GO): gamma-tubulin complex; BORC complex; BLOC-1 complex
Molecular function (GO): gamma-tubulin binding
Source: RefSeq, a predicted model, not a curated record